CGCCCCUGUUCUUCCCCCAUGUCCUUCUCCAGCCAGUUCGCACAAACCUCAGCCAUAACACCACCACCGGCGGCGGCGGCGGCCCCAAAUCGGACCCCAACAGCAGCGGCCCCGAAUCGGACCCCACCUGCAGCGGCGGUCCCCAAUCGUUCCCCAAAUCGGACCCAAAAUCAGAGUAUGGCAGAUCCGGCACCGGCGGCGGCGUCUGGCAACGGCAGCGACGAGGUCCUGCGGAAGAAGCUAGGUUGGCGGAAGUUUUUUGGCCUGAAGGGCAAAUUUAGAAAGUUAGAAAUAUGUUUCCUAAUCUAGAACUAAAUAAGUAAUAUGAAUGAAAAAAACAUUAGUAGGUAUUGUUUUUGUAAAAGAGCUAUGAUUUGGUCCUAUUAUAAGCAAAUUUCUCCCGAAUUAAUUGUAAUUUGUACAGAGAAGUAAAAAAAUAAGUGUGAUAUUGAUAUUUCCUAUUAAAAUUUUAUUUUCAAUUUUUUAUUUUGAGACACGUAAAUAAAAAUUGUCACAUAUGAUGUCUAUGAGAUUAUAAACACUGGUCACAUAAGCUUAAAAUUAUUCAAACUCUAACCAACAUAUAGUCUUCUUCCAAAAAUAAGACCAUAUGUUUGGUUUUUAAACUAGUCGGUCCUAUUUUUGGAAACAAACUAUGUUUUAGUCCUAUUAAGAUAAUAAAUCUCCCCAGAUUUUUUUCACCAACCAUUCUUGUACCCUUUUAUUAUGUAAGUAUAUAACUUCGCAGGCAACAAUGAGCAGUCACAAUGCGGUACUAGUCUACAUCAUUGCAGGGUUAGCGAACAUGUCGCCCGUCGUCUGGGGCGACCGAUCGAGGGAAAGAAGCACCAAGAUCUUUAUAGGUCUUUUUUGUUCUUUUUCUCACCCUAGUGUACAGUUGAAUGCUUUGUUUGUAAUGCUUCGGCUAUUGA
Messenger RNA from Cuscuta epithymum, 932 nucleotides. The record is from the annotation of a GenBank genome assembly. Lineage: Eukaryota; Viridiplantae; Streptophyta; Magnoliopsida; Solanales; Convolvulaceae.